Messenger RNA from Formica exsecta, 669 nucleotides. RefSeq lists its product as uncharacterized. Bases 286 to 669 code for a protein of 127 amino acids. The transcript is spliced from 4 exons. The record is from RefSeq and is a predicted model, not a curated record. Lineage: Eukaryota; Metazoa; Arthropoda; Insecta; Hymenoptera; Formicidae.
CAUAAUAUGUUUCUCCUUAAUUUUUUUCCAUUAUACUCACAGUAAUAGCACGAAAAUAUUAACUUGACUACGAACAGUGCUUUUGUGAACACAAUCAAUAAUCAGUUUGUUGCUUCAAAAUUAAAGAUUUUGUCUAUUUUGCAAGAGUAAAAGACAUUUUUAUUUAUUUUUAGUGUAUUUAUUACUGUACAAGAAUCAGCGAGAGUAUUAAUCAAUUGCAGAUACAUAUAUAUCUUUAAUUUUUUUAUAAACGUUGCGAAAAAUUUGGUAAAAUCCGGUAAAGUCAUGGAUGGACGAGUAAGAGUUAUAAGCAAAUAUUAUGCUGAUUUCGAAUAUAAGUUUGCUACUAGAGUACAAGUACUAACAACACUAAUUAAUUUAUCCAAUGGAAUAAAAAAUAAGGGUAUUAAAAAUUUGUCAGAAAGAUUCUUUGAAACAGCAACUAUAAUAGAAGCAAACUUAUUUUAUUUUGUAUCUAUUUGUAAACAUGUAGAUGUAGUCACUGCUAUCGUCGAAUAUUUAAAUUAUUAUGGUGCCCAAUUUAUGUUUAAGGAAGACUAUGAAAAGGCAGAGUAUGCACAUAAGGAACAUUAUAUACCUAUGUCAUUAAUGCUUACAGUUUUCAGUAUGUUUAUUUUUGGAACGUGCUAUCAUGUAACUAUUUAUUAA